AUGGCCACCCUCGUCGACGAGUGCAAAGCUCUCAUUUCAGACUAUCUGCCAACCGUUUUCGGCCAAGGAGACUCCGAUUGCCUGGUUGAAGUCCAGCCUCGAAAAUUACUUGAUGGUUAUUCAGAUAUCCCCGUUGCCCUCUGGGGCCAAAGUCUCACUGGAGAGACUAUUCAGGUGAAUAUGCUGAACCCUGCGCUCCGGCGCUUCCUAGGUAGGUUUGCGAGCCGAGGCAUUGGGGGUGCUGAAGAGUACGACAACGUCAGAUACAGGUUCGUCAACAGCACUGCCGAUCCCACGGAGUCCAUCUCUAGCCUCUAG
Molecule: messenger RNA, 318 nt
Organism: Scedosporium apiospermum
Lineage: Eukaryota; Fungi; Ascomycota; Sordariomycetes; Microascales; Microascaceae
Exons: 2
Coding region: 1-318 (105 amino acids)
Source: RefSeq, a predicted model, not a curated record